AUCACUUCUUCUUCACUCCCAAUCUCAAUAACAAAUUCAUCAAACUUUAGUGUUGAAUUUGAGUUCUUUCAGAUUACAUCAAUGGCCUCUUUUGCCUACUCUCUGCUUCCGUUCCAUUUAGUUAUUCUCAUCUCUCUGUUUCAUUUCUCCUCUGCAGCGAGGAGACUCACCCAAGACCAAGACCCUUCUUCAAUCUUUCAAUACCACAAUGGUCCUCUUCUUACUGGCAAAAUCUCAAUCAACUUGAUCUGGUACGGCAAGUUCAAGCCUUCUCAACGUGCAAUCGUCUCUGAUUUCAUCACCGCCGUUUCUUCCACCCAUCCCACCACAACAAACCAACCCUCUGUUUCCACCUGGUGGAAAACCACUGACAAAUACUACCACAUCGCCAAGACUCCUAAUUCUCUGUCAUUUUCAUUGGAUAAACAACUUCUUGAUGAGAACUACUCUUUGGGCAAAUCCCUCACAACCCAGAAAAUUGUGCAGAUUGCAUCAAAGGGAUCGCAGAAAGAUGCCAUCAAUGUCGUUUUAACGGCAUCGGAUGUAACUGUUGACGGGUUUUGCUCCAGCAGAUGCGGGACACAUGGGUCGUCCAUGGGCGGCUCUCAAGCUAAGAGAUCCAAGUUUGCUUACAUUUGGGUUGGGAACUCGGAAACUCAGUGUCCAGGCCAAUGCGCGUGGCCUUUUCACCAGCCCAUUUACGGUCCACAAAGCCCACCAUUGAUUGCUCCAAACAAUGAUGUGGGCAUGGAAGGUAUGGUGAUGAAUUUGGCUAGUCUUCUGGCUGGGACUGCUACGAACCCAUUUGGAAAUGGGUUCUUCCAGGGACCAAAAGAGGCUCCACUCGAGGCUGCAUCGGCUUGUCCUGGUAUUUAUGGAAAAGGGUCUUAUCCUGGCUAUGCUGGUGAAUUGUUGGUGGAUCAAACGAGUGGUGCAAGCUAUAAUGCAUAUGGUGUUAAUGGAAGGAAGUAUUUGCUUCCUGCUCUGUUUGACCCUGUAUCCUCAACCUGCUCCACUUUGGUCUAAACCAGAUGAUGAUGAUCAACGGGCGUAAACUAUGGGUAAUAGUUAGAGAAAUUGUUUGAUUUGUUUAUUCAUUUGUUCUUUAUAGCAGAUAAUGAGAACACAUAAUUGUUUGAUUUGUUGUUCUUUAAGUCACCGCCAUUUGUUCUAGGCUCAGGAAAUGUAUUGGUUGGGUGAGAAGUAAUGAAACUUUGCUUAUAUCUGA
Tripterygium wilfordii is the source of this 1228-nucleotide messenger RNA. Its product is annotated as protein PHOSPHATE-INDUCED 1-like. The transcript has a single exon. The record is from RefSeq and is a predicted model, not a curated record. The coding region runs from base 82 to 1026 and encodes 314 amino acids. NCBI's taxonomy places the organism in Eukaryota, Viridiplantae, Streptophyta, Magnoliopsida, Celastrales, Celastraceae.